GCGGGAAGAACCGCAAAAAACUGGACUUUUACCAAUCGUGGACAAGCUAUACACGCGCUAUUGCAAUCAGUCUAACGUAUCAGCUUCCUUGCUAGAACACAAAAAACCUCCACGACGAAACAGAAGCAGCGAGCGACACGUCCGCGUCUCUAAGCCAAAAGCGCCCCGUGCAAGACUACCCGAGGACAACCUCAUGGACUCUACAGCAAUCAUGGACAUGGAUCAUCGCGGAAGCUGGGGGUCGCGCGAGGGGGACAUCGGGAUGAAAGGAACAAGAUUCUACAGACUGAUUGCAGUGUCUCUGGGGCUGCUGUGUGUUGUACUACUGAUUGCUAUUAUACCUCUCUGUAUCCAUUAUAAUAAAGAUGUUAAUAAUACCAGGGAGACUCUGAUGGUCCUGAAAACAGAGAGAGACCAACUACAGACCAAUUACAGCACUGUUAUAGCAGAGAGAGACCAACUACAGACCAAUUACAGCACUGUUAUAGCAGAGAGAGACCAACUACAGACCAAUUACAGCACUGUUAUAGCAGAGAGAGACCAGCUACAGACCAAUUACAGCACUGUUAUAGCAGAGAAAGACCAGCUGCAGAAGAGGCUGGCCAUUUUAGAGCCUCCCUGCCCUGAGGACUGGAUAGAGUUCAACUCCAGUUUGUACUUCCUAUCCACUGAACAACAGAAGACCUGGAGACAUAGCCGAAGUGACUGCAUAGAAAGAGGAGCUGACCUGGUUAUCAUUAACAGCAGAAAGGAACAGGAAUUUUUGAAUGGAUUAAUGAAGACAAAACAUUUCUGGAUCGGCCUGAGCGACACAGACGAAGAAAACACUUGGAAGUGGGUAGACGGCACAGUACUGACCUCAGGGUUCUGGAAGACAGGGGAGCCUAAUGACGCUGAUGAUAUGGAAGACUGUGCUACAAGUGAACCUGAAUCUAAUCCAAUCAGCAACUGGAAUGACAUGCCUUGCUCCAGGGAUAGGAACUGGGUUUGUGAAAGAUCAGUGUGUCAUUAACAUCUCUCUCUCUCUCUGUCUCUCUCUCUCGCUCUCUCUCUCUCUCUCUCUCACACACACACACCACUCACACAUGCAAAUUUAAUAAUCUCUGGGGAAAUAAUUAUGCUACAUGGCCAAAAGUGUGUUGACACCUGACACCCAACAUCUCAUCCAAAAUUAUGGGCAUUAAUAUGGAUGGAGUUGGUCCACCCUUUGCAGCUGUAACAGCCUCCACUCCUCUGGGAAGGAUUUAGACUCGAUGUCAGAGCAUUGCUGCAGGGGUUUGCUUCCAUUCAGCCAGAGGAACAUUAGUGACGUUGGGCUCUGAUUGGACGAUUAGGCCUGGCUCGCAAUUGGCUUUCCAACUGAUAUCAAAGGUGUUGGGGACCAAGGGCUGUCCAGAUACUUUUGGUCAUAUAGUGUAUUUAGAUGUUUUACAAAGGAAAACAUUUAAGGAAACACAGGAGACUUGUGAUAAGACCCCUGUUCCAAGAUAUGCAUUUCGUCCUGUUUAUAAUUCUACUGCAAUUAUUGUAAUAAUCAUUUGUCCCUUUUACAUAUACAUAUUUACCUUUUAAUGUUGUUAUCUCAUCUUUACUUAUAGUCUCUUGUGUUCUUGCCUUAAUUUUAUUAUUGAUCAUUCAGCAGCAUAAAAUCAUGUGUUCAAUUGGCAUUUAAUCUGUACUGAAUUAUACUGUUUUUAUUGAUAUAAUUGUUUUGUAAUCUUGUGUCUGGUUAAAUUGAUGUGUUUUAGUAGAAAAGUAGCAAAAAUUAAUUUUGGUUGUAGAUAUUUAUGCAAGAAAUGUGAAUGUGUACUAAUCAUAAUGGAUGUACUGCCAUCUAAUGGUAAUGUAGUGAAUUUCAAUGUUUUAUUUCAAGAAGGGAUGGGUUGUAACAUAAUGCUUAAUGAAGGAUCUUCUUUCCUAAAA
Messenger RNA from Anguilla rostrata (American eel), 1923 nucleotides. RefSeq names its product CD209 antigen-like protein C. Lineage: Eukaryota; Metazoa; Chordata; Actinopteri; Anguilliformes; Anguillidae. The transcript is spliced from 6 exons. The record is from RefSeq and is a predicted model, not a curated record. Bases 194 to 1012 code for a protein of 272 amino acids.